Molecule: messenger RNA, 2688 nt
Organism: Geosmithia morbida
Lineage: Eukaryota; Fungi; Ascomycota; Sordariomycetes; Hypocreales; Bionectriaceae
Product: ATP-dependent DNA helicase
Exons: 3
Coding region: 1-2688 (895 amino acids)
Cellular component (GO): nucleus
Molecular function (GO): DNA binding; ATP-dependent chromatin remodeler activity; ATP binding
Source: RefSeq, a predicted model, not a curated record
AUGCCAUCGUCAUCCCGCAUCGCCACCGGCACGCUGUCGUCAAAGGUCAGCUCUUCACUCGAUCGAAUGGAGGACAGCGAUGAAGCCGGAUUUACCGAUGAAGAGCUGGUGAAAGAGGAAGAAGAGGCCAAGCGAGCCAAUGAUGAGGCCGAGCAGAAACGCCGGCAGGCCCAGGCGAAGAAGCGCAAGGGUGGCCCUGGCCGCAAGAAAGCAAAGACCGCAGUCGAGACCAAGGCCGAGAGGGAGGGCAAGGCACGCGAGUUGGACGAGCUUCUCAUGAAGAGCGCCGCCUUCAGUGACAUCCUCACCAAGAAGACGCAGGUGCUGGGCCGCGUGGGAAGCAGCCUAGACGGUAAGACGCUGGGUGAGCAUAACCUGGAGAUGGCCAAGCAGCCAAAGUGCAUGGUGGGCGGCACCAUGCGCGACUACCAGCUCGAGGGCCUGACCUGGAUGUUCGAGAUCUGCUCCCAGGGCAUGAGCGGCAUCCUGGCAGACGAGAUGGGCCUGGGAAAGACGGUCCAGACAAUCUCCCUCAUAGCUCUGCUGCGCGAGCAGGAGGACUACCUAGGGCCUCACCUCAUCGUCGCUCCUCUCAGCACCUUGUCCAACUGGAUGGAUGAGUUCCACAAAUGGGUCCCCUCCAUCCCCGUCGUCAUGUUCCACGGGACGAAGGAGGAGCGCGAGCAGAUCUUCUCCACCAAAAUGCAGAGGAACCUGAAGAAUGGCCGUCCCACAGAGCAGUUCCCCGUCGUCUGUACCUCGUAUGAGAUGGUCCUCAGGGAACAGGCCAGCCUGUCCAAGAUCAAUUGGGAAUUCAUCAUCAUCGACGAGGGUCACCGCAUGAAGAAUGCCGAGGCAAAGCUGUUCCAGCAGCUCCGACAGUUCUCAUCGGCCACAAGGCUUCUGAUCACCGGAACACCACUGCAGAACAAUCUGAAGGAACUCUGGUCCCUUCUGCACUUCCUGCUGCCCACCAUCUUCACCAACUGGGAGGCCUUCGAAUCAUGGUUCGACUUCUCCGACCUCGAGGACGAAAAGGGCACCGAGCAGUUCAUCGGUGACCAGAUGAAGCACGAUAUUGUCAAGAAAAUCCACCUUAUCCUGCAGCCGCUGCUCCUGCGCCGUGUCAAGCAAGACGUCGCCGCUUAUCUCCCUAGGAAGAGGGAAUACGUCCUCUUUGCUCCCAUGACUAAGGAGCAGACAGAUCUGUACAAUGUCAUCAGCGACAAGAAGAUCGACACGAGGGCAUUUCUCGAGAACCAGGUGGCUGAUAAGAUUACGAGCGCAGCAGCGACAACCCCUCGCCGAUCAACCCCUCAGAAGCCGUCAGGAUCUACCGCCCUAUCGUCGCAGUUCGACGACCUGCCCGUCCGCCUGACUCCCAAGGUUGUGAAGCGCACUCUGAAGGAAGAGACAUCAAAGGCACCUGUUAAGAACGCCUUCAGCCUCCUCAUGGGCAAGCGUGGCGCGAAUGGCAACAGGGACAAGGCAAUACUCGCCAAGAAGGCUCCCGCUCCUGCUCCCGUCAAGACGGACACAUCCGCCACGAACGGCAAUAAACGAAAGAAUGGUCGCACCACCGUCCAAAGCGACAACAAGAGCGCUCGGUCAAGCCGGCAUUCUACCCCCGGAAGCACCCGUAACGGCCGAGCACGCCACUCGCGGACGUACAAGGAGGCCGACUCAGACGAGGAAAGGAUGUCGGAUGACGAGUUCGAGGCCAGGCUUGCAGACGAACUGGCCCAUGACGAUUCAGACAACGACAAGAAGUCUGCAGAGGCUCAAUUAUCCCCUGAGGAGGCAAAGAGAGCCAGCGUCCUCGAACUAGCCAAGAAACAAAUCGGCCGCAAGAAGCUGGGUAACCCACUGGCGCAGCUCCGGCUGGUGUGCAACAGCCCGCACAACUUUUACAACCCUUGGGCUCUGGACCCGGACCUGGCGGUGGACGAGACGAUCGUGACGGCGUCGGGCAAGAUGCUCAUGCUAGACCGGCUGCUGCCUGCGCUCUUCGCGGCGGACCACAAGGUGCUCAUCUUCUCCCAGUUCACGACGCAGCUCGACCUGCUGGAGGAGUACUGCGUGACGCUCCGCGGGUGGAAGACGUGCCGGAUAGACGGGUCAGUGCCGCAGGACAGCCGUCGCGCGCAGAUCAGCGACUUCAACACGGACCCCUCGCACCGCGUAUUCCUUCUGUCGACCCGCGCCGGCGGCCAGGGCAUCAACCUCGCCUCGGCCGACACCGUCAUCCUCUUCGACUCCGACUUCAACCCCCAGCAGGACCUGCAGGCCCAGGACCGGUGCCACCGAAUAGGCCAGACCCGCCCAGUCAUCGUGUACCGCCUCGCCACGCGCGACACCGUCGAGGACGCCCUGCUCAGCUCGGCCGACGCCAAGCGCCGCCUCGAGAAGCUCGUCAUCCAGAAGGGCACCUUCUCCACCAUGGGCCAGAAGAUGGCAGACCUCCGCGGCAACCUCGACGAGGACACCCUGCGUUCCCUGCUCCUCAAGGACGGCCAGGUCUACCACUCCUCCGGAGGGGAUGGCAUCCUCAGCGAGGAGGAUCUGGCCGUCAUCUGCGAUCGGUCAGACAAGGCGUAUGAGCGGGCCGCCAGUGGUCAAGGCGAUGCUGAUGGGUAUCGCGUCGUCGAGACGGGAGCGGAUAGCAUCACCAUGACUAGGAAGGAGUGA